Messenger RNA from Heterocephalus glaber (naked mole-rat), 6389 nucleotides. RefSeq names its product lysine methyltransferase 5B (gene Kmt5b). Gene Ontology annotation, cellular component: nucleus. The record is from RefSeq and is a predicted model, not a curated record. Lineage: Eukaryota; Metazoa; Chordata; Mammalia; Rodentia; Bathyergidae. Gene Ontology annotation, molecular function: histone H4K20 methyltransferase activity; protein binding.
ACAAAGAAACUCGCCUUCCCGGGCCACCUCCCCUCGAAGCAACCAGAAGACGCAGUAGGCGAGAAGCGUCCCCGGCGCCCUGGGCUGCCCCCCAGAGUCCGGGCUCGGGAGCUGUCCCUGGUAGGUGCAGGUGUUCGAGGGCCCUGGGGCGCACGCGGGGCCCUGCAGGGCGGCGGGCGGCGAAGACAACUCGAGAACUAGAUGGCGCCCGCGAGGCGCGCGGCGGCACCGCCUCCACCCCAAUUUAAAGGGCAGUGAGGCGGAGGGAUCCUCGUCCCGACGCUCGCGCGAUCCCUCCGCUGCGAGACGAAGCGACGGCAACGACGCGACUCGUUCUCUCGAAAGUCGCUCUUGUGCCUCCGCCGUCGGGAGCCGCCGGCGAGGAACUUAUUUCUCCCUGGCGUGCUUCCACCUCACCUCACAAAAUCCCGUCGAAGUCACCGCGGAGGCCAGCGCCGGACGGGAGCGCGCACGCCAGCUGCCGACGUGGUGUCCCUCCGCCGUCGGUCACGGACUCCUUUUCGUGUCCUUCCACCGGACCCGGGCGGUGUCCGGGUGGCUCACCGUGGGCAGCGACGCGUCUGGGACGCGGACGGUGAGGCUCUGGGGCUAUGAGGUGAGGACACCGGGUGACCGAAGGAGGCACCACGCGGCGCGAGGAGGCGGGACGCGGCCCCUGAGGGCGGCGGAUGCUUUUCGGACCGCGCGGCUGCGCGCAAGGUGGAGUACCGGGGAUUGAACUCAGGACCUUGCACUUGCCAGCCAGGUGCGGCGCCACUGAGCCACUUCCGGCCCUUUGUAGUCACCUAUUUUAAGCACAAGGAAUGAACAAGUCCCUGUGUUACUGUAGAGUCUGGAGGAGCUGUAGUCCUGAGCAUGGAGAGAACAUUGAAAUUAUUUUCUAAGCUAUUUGAAGAGAGUGACUAAAUGCACCUGGGUCAGGCUGUCUGUGGGUAUGAAGUGGUUGGGAGAAUCCAAGAACAUGGUGGUGAAUGGCAGGAGGAAUGGAGGCAAGUUGUCUAAUGAUCAUCAGCAGAACCAAUCAAAAUUACAGCACACAGGCAAGGACACCUUGAAGACUGGCAGAAACACAGUUGAGAGGAGGUCAAGCAGAUGUAGUGGUAAUUCAGGAUUUGAAGGACAGAGUCGUUAUGUGCCAUCUUCUGGAAUGUCCGCCAAGGAACUCUGUGAAAAUGAUGACCUAGCAACCAGUUUGGUUCUUGAUCCCUAUUUAGGCUUUCAGACACACAAAAUGAAUACUAGCGCCUUUCCUUCGAGGAGCUCAAGGCAUUUUUCAAAAUCUGACAGUUUUCCUCACAACAACCCUGUAAGAUUUCGGCCUAUUAAAGGGAGGCAAGAAGAACUAAAGGAAGUAAUUGAACGUUUUAAAAAAGAUGAACACUUGGAGAAAGCCUUUAAAUGUUUGACUUCAGGUGAAUGGGCACGGCACUAUUUUCUCAACAAGAACAAAAUGCAGGAGAAAUUAUUCAAGGAACAUGUAUUUAUUUACUUGCGAAUGUUUGCAACUGACAGUGGAUUUGAAAUAUUGCCUUGUAAUAGAUACUCAUCAGAACAAAAUGGAGCCAAAAUAGUUGCAACAAAAGAGUGGAAACGAAAUGACAAAAUAGAAUUACUGGUGGGUUGUAUUGCUGAGCUUUCGGAAAUUGAGGAGAACAUGCUACUUAGACAUGGAGAAAACGACUUCAGUGUCAUGUAUUCCACAAGGAAAAACUGUGCACAACUCUGGCUCGGUCCUGCUGCAUUUAUAAAUCAUGAUUGCAGACCCAACUGCAAGUUUGUGUCAACUGGUCGAGAUACAGCAUGUGUGAAGGCUCUAAGAGAUAUUGAACCUGGAGAAGAAAUUUCUUGUUAUUACGGAGAUGGAUUUUUUGGCGAAAAUAAUGAGUUCUGCGAGUGUUAUACUUGUGAAAGGGUAGAUUUCUCCUCCACAUGGGACUGCCAGGGAAAAGGACGGGGAACUGGUGCUUUUAAAUCCAGAGUAGGACUGCCUGCGCCUGCUCCUGUUAUCAAUAGCAAAUAUGGACUCAGAGAAACAGAUAAACGCUUAAAUAGGCUUAAAAAGUUAGGUGACAGCAGCAAAAAUUCAGACAGUCAGUCUGUCAGCUCUAACACUGAUGCAGAUACCACUCAGGAAAAAAACAAUGCAACUUCUAACCGAAAACCUUCAGUUGUAAAAAAGAAUAGCAAGAGCAGAACGUUAACAAGGCAAUCCAUAUCAAGAAUUCCUGCUUCUUCUUCUACCUCAUCUAAGCUAACUCAUAUGAAUAAUUCCAGGGUACCAAAGAAACUGAAAAAGCCUAUAAAGCCUUUACUUUCAAAAAUAAAACUCAGAAAUCACUGCAAGCGGCUGGAGCAAAAGAAUAAUUCAAGAAAACUCGAAAUGGGAAACUUAGUACUUAAAGAGCCUAAAGUCAUCCUAUAUAAAAAUUUGCCCAUUAAAAAAGAUGAGACAGAGGGACCAGUCCAGGCUGCAGCUGCCAGCAGGUGCUUGACUAGACAUGCGGCCAGAGAACACAGACAAAAUCCUGGGAGAGGUGCUCACUCGCAGGGCAACAGCUCGCCCUGCACCUACAUAACCAGGCGCUCAAUGAGGACGAGAACAAAUCCGAAGGAGGCCUCUGACAUCAAGCUGGAACCAAACGUGUUGGAUGGCUAUAAAAACAGCAUGACUGAGCCUUUCCCAGACAGUGGUGAGCAUCCAGCCCCCGUGGUGCAGGAAGAACUGGCUCAUGAGACUGCACAGGAAGGGGAAGCCAAGUGUCAUAAGAGUGAUCCUAGUGUAUCCAGAAAGAAGUCACGACAAGGAAAACUUGUGAAACAGUUCUCAAAAAUAGAGGAAUCCACUCUGGGACAUGAUUCCCCUGGAAAAGACAGUGUGGUGCCAGAUUUGGUGGGGCCCCUUUCUGACCAGGGUGAGCCCAGUGGCACGGUUGGGGUUCCUGUGAGCUAUACAGACUGUGCUCCUUCCCCUGUUGGCUGUUCAAUUGUUACAUCUGAUGGCUUCAAAACAAAAGAGAGCUUUAGAACUGCAAAAAGUAAAAAGAAGAGGCGAAUCACAAGGUAUGAUGCACAGCUAAUCCUAGAAAAUAAUUCUGGGAUUCCAAAAUUGACUCUGCGCAGGCGUCAUGAUAGCAGCAGCAAAACAAAUGACCAAGAGAAUGAUGGGAUGAAUUCUUCAAAAAUAAGCAUCAAAUUAAGUAAAGACCAUGAAAAUGAUAAUAAUCUCUAUGUAGCAAAGCUUAAUAAUGGAUUUAACUCAGGAUCAGGCAGUAGCUCUACAAAGUUAAAAAUCCAGCUAAAACGGGACGAGGAAAGUAGGGGGUCCUAUACGGAAGGGCUCCACGAAAAUGGCAUGUGCUGUAGUGAUACACUUUCUCUCCUGGAGUCUCAGAUGGAAAUGGAUGACUACAGUCAGUACGAGGAAGAAAGCACAGAUGAGUCCUCCUCUUCAGAGGGAGAUGAAGAGGAGGAUGACUAUGACGAUGACUUUGAAGACGACUUUAUUCCUCUUCCUCCGGCUAAGCGACUGAGGCUAAUAGUUGGGAAAGACUCUAUAGAUAUUGACAUUUCUUCAAGAAGAAGAGAAGAUCAGUCAUUAAGGCUUAAUGCAUAAGCUCUUGGUCUUAAUUUGACCUGAGAUAACUACUUUAAAAAAAUAAAAAAAAUUCCAGUCAGUUAUUCCUCAACUGAACCAUUUUAGUGGCAGCACUUCUAUUGUCUCUUCACUUAUCAGCAUAAUACUGUAGAAAGUGUACAGUGUACUGACUUCCUAAGUCUGAUUUGUGCAAAUUUUUAUUGUACUUUUUAAAUAGCCUUCUUAUGUGCAAUUCUGAGCUAGAGUUAAAGGCCUAUUGUAAAAUAAAGGCUCCAGCAAAAUUGUACAGUGAUAGCAACUUUCCACACAGGACGUUGAAACAAUAAUGUGGCUACACAAUUUUUUUAAAACUUUGAGAGCAUCAGCUGGCUCUUUAAUAUAUGACUAAACAAUAAUUUAAAACAAAUCAUAGUAGCACCAUAUUAAGGUUUCUAGUAUAUGCUAAUAUCACCAGCAAUUAUCUUUGGCUUUUUGAUUUAUUUGCUAGAUGUUUUCUCCUUGGAAUUUUGUCAGUUUCACACUGUUUUGCUGGCCUGGGUGUAUUGUUUGUGGCCUUUGUUAACAUAGCAAAACAUUGGUUGGAAGUCAAAAUUGGUUUCUUUAAAAACAAAUUACAUGUGUGACAACUCACUUUUCAGUACAUUAUAUGUACGAGGUUAGCAGUGUUCAGGAUGAGUUUCAAAACAGCAUAUUUAUUGCUUGUCAUAUAAAUUAAAGACCUUGUAUUUAACACUUUUCAAUCCUUUUAGAUAAAAUUGUUCUUUGCAAGAAUGAUUGGUGCUUAUUUUUUCAAAAAUUUGCUGUGAACAAUGUGAUGACAACAAGCAACGUUGAUCUAAUGAACUACAGCUAUAUCUUAAUUUGGUUCUUCAAGUUUUCUGUUGCACUUGUAAAAUGCUACAAGGAAUAUUAAAAAAUCUAUUCAUUUUAACUUAUAAUAGUUUAUGAAAUAAAAACAUGAGUCACAGCUUUUGUUCUGUGGUAACCUAUAAAAAUGUUUGUCUUUGGGAUUCAGUGUAAAGAGCUGAAAAUGAUGUAUAUGUUGUAAAUAUUUGUGUGUUGUGAGAAAUUUUUGUCAUAAAAAAUUAAAAGAACUUACCAGGAAGGUUUUAAGUUUAGAAAUAUUCAUGCCAAUAAAAUAGGAAAUUAUAAAUAUAUAGUUUUAAGCACUGCAUCAGUGGGAGUUCUUGGCUUAUGUUAGUUUAUUAAGAAAAUAUCAAAGAUGUUUUGAUUAUAUUGUCAGUUAAUCAAAAAGAGGAGUCAGAUUUAAUUUGUUUUUUAAGCACUUUCAGAAGAGAAAUUAAUUUUAAGUAACUUAAUGAUCAAAUUUGAUUACUACUUUAUGUUCAAUACGAGGCUCUUUCAUUUUUCUGGAUUAUUUUACAACUCAAAGAAUUUGGAAAUAUAAAUCUGUAACAGGUGUUUGACACCAGUAGGUCUCUAUUUACUGGGAAAUGUGUACAUGUGUUUUCAGAUAUACAGUGGUCCUAAGUAAAAUCAAUUUAGGGGUCCAUAUAAUGUCUAUAGAAAAGUAGCCCAUGUCUUAACAUCUUAAAAGGAAUCUGCAGGUAAUGAAAAGUCCAAUGGAAAAAACCUGAAUGCUUAAAUAAUUGAUACUUAACCAGUUUCCAGGUUUGGGGAACAUUAUUUAAAGUUCCUUAAAAGUAUUACCAGUAGGUUCCAAAUAGAAAGUAGUAAGAUUCAUAAAAGUUUGUUAGGUUCUGUAAAGAAUUCCUUCUGUAGUCCUAUGUAGUCUUAUGCUUGUAUGUUACCGUGCAGUCUGAUCCUCAGGUAUUAAUUUGGAAGCAGGUGAUAGGUAGACUCCUCCACACACACCCCUUUUUGCUGCAGUUUAUGAAGUGGGGCAGCCCCACAUGGUCUCAGGAGCUCCCAUCCUGAGGCACCUAGAGCACUUGACAGAUAUGUCCAGUCCUGUUCAAGGGGACAGGGUCCCCUCACAGAAGCAUGAGACACUACCAGAGAUGAAGGUGGACACUCUGGAGUGUCGCCAAAGCCUGUGGGUCACUUCUCAUUCCCACCUUUGCUUGAGGGUGUUUUGAAGAUGUUCAGAGACUAAAUCUUGACUUUCUUUGAAUACAACAAUAGCCAUUUCAGGAAUUUCAGUCUUAAGGCAGAAAUAAAAACACAUUUCCCAUUUUUCUCCACUUUUAAGCUUAAUUUUAGUAACUUAUUUAUGAUUUUUUAAUUUUAUUGUGGCCUCAUCUUUUGGGGCUGACCUUCCCAUGGGUCUCAGAGCAGUGACAUUUGGUGACAGGUCACUGCCUCUCAGGAGUCGGUAUGCACAAGCACUCAGCAGCCUCUGCUGAUGCCUUCUAAGGAAACUUAAUUUCCGUUUCUAAAGGUAGGGGCCUCGGAACUGUUCUUGAUCUGCUGUAGAACUUCACCAUGUGGGAAUGGUGAAACCCACACACUCUUGAUCAGUUGGAAGAGGUUGCAUUCAAUAAAACUUUAGCUUGAGCUUAUGCAAUGAUUGGUAACAUUUUUGGCAUUGUAAUAAUUAGGAAAUGAUCAUAGAAAUAUAUGUAAAGUAUUCAAUUUUCAAUCAUUUUUCAAAUUACUGUUUUAAAUUGUUUUGCUGAGUUGUAAUACUUUUGAGAUACAAUGUAUUCCUUGUACUGAAAGAAUGAAAAAGGACUUUUUCAGCAUUUGAGGUAAGUUCUUUAACGUUUCAUUAAAAACAUUUUUUACAAAUAUUUUGUACAUGCACUUGCAGUAUUGAGGUUAAUCAUUUUAAUAAAUUCGGAAAUUAAAA